Ascoidea rubescens DSM 1968 is the source of this 864-nucleotide messenger RNA. It is a transcript of the gene MRPL10, whose product is annotated as mitochondrial 54S ribosomal protein uL15m. Lineage: Eukaryota; Fungi; Ascomycota; Saccharomycetes; Ascoideales; Ascoideaceae. Gene Ontology annotation, cellular component: mitochondrial large ribosomal subunit. Gene Ontology annotation, molecular function: structural constituent of ribosome. The record is from RefSeq and is a predicted model, not a curated record. The transcript has 2 exons. Gene Ontology annotation, biological process: translation. The coding region runs from base 1 to 864 and encodes 287 amino acids.
AUGAGCUUGUAUGUUCCUGUUGAGGUGCUGUCUUGCAUCAAGGGGUUUUUUGUGGCCAGCAGAAAGUUGUCACUUUUGUCCAAUUUGACGCCCUCUAAAAACUCCACUCGAAAGUUUAAGAGAGUGGGUAGAGGUCCUGGUUCAGGAAGAGGUAAGACUUCCACCAGAGGUCAAAAGGGUCAAAAGGCCAGAGGUUCUGUUCAGCCAUGGUUUGAAGGUGGUCAGACUCCCAUAACAAGAUUAUUUCGAAAAAUCGGUUUCAAGACCAAUAAACUAAAGCUCGAUGAGUUGAAUCUUGAAAGAAUUCAGCAUUUCUAUUUAGAUGGAAGAUUGAGCCCCUUCCUUGAAAAUAAUAAAGUUUUGGAUAUGAGAGGAAUGAAACAAAUUGGCUUGAUCACAUCCUCUAUUCGGGCUGGCAUCAAAAUCAUCGGUCGAGGCAAAGAAGAGUUUUCAGUUCCUAACUUGAGAAUAGAAGCCAACAGAGCUUCAAAAGACGCAGUUGCAGCUAUUGAAAAAUGCGGUGGAGAUUUUACUGCAAGAUAUUUCACACCUUCAUAUUUGAGAUCUCAUUUAAAUCCCAACAAAUAUUUAGAAAAAUACGGUCGAUUGCCUUUACCACCAAGACCAACAAAACAAAAGGAUAUAGACUACUAUAGUGAUAUGGAAAACAGAGGCUAUUUAAUCAAAGAAAACGAUCCUUAUUUGAAACUCGUCAGAGGUGCUGCAAGCACUUCAAGAUCUACAGCCUCUACAAAGAAAACUGCUUUGGAAAGUCAAGCUAAAGAGAUUAAAGCUCAAUCAAAGCCAAUUGCUGCUCAUAAAUCAAACCUAAUAAACUUACAACAGUAUCUUCGCAUGCAAUGA